AUGGCUGCUGCCUUUGAUGGUAAUCUCUCUGCGCAGGAGCUUGCUGACAUGCUACCGACUGGCGUUGCAAUUCUCAAUCAAAACGACGAGUCAAUCAUGGUGAACCGGCGUUUCCGGGAGCUUAUGACCUGUUCAAGAGCUAAGUCAUUCGAAUGCUGGUCACAAUCAAUCCACCCAGAUGAUUUCGACCGGAUAGCAACUGCCUAUUUUGAGACCUCACGCUCUAAGCGUGCCCUUCGCAUCGAGUUCCGCACUCGCAGCCGAAUCCCUUUGUGGCGUGUUCUGAUGUUGGCUCCGUUAGAUGACGCUGAUCUGCACCGGCUCAAUUUAAGCAAUGGAGGUUUUAUCUGCACCAUAGCAGAUAUUACCCACGAAAAGACGGCCGAGCUACUGCAAAUGGAAAUUGCACGAGAAGCGCAAGAGCGCAAGCAACAACAGGAACGAUUCAUCGAUAUGAUUAGUCAUGAAGUCCGAAAUCCUCUUUCUGCUAUUCUUCAUUGCACAGAGGAUAUACUUGAGGCAGUGAAGGACAAAGAAAGUAGCGGGGUAUCUGUGGCAGACAUUACACAAGCGGCAGAAACAAUCAGCUUCUGCAUUGCACAUCAAAAGAAGAUUGUCGACGAUGUCCUGACCUACUCGAAGCUAGACGCAUCAAUGUUGACCUUGUCACCGCGAAGGGCUCAACCAAAACGACACUUGGCACGAACGUUGUCCAUAUUUCGACCGGAGCUUCGGAAGCAAGACAUUCAAUUUGAAUACAAACUUGACCAUUCAUACUCAGAUUGCGGGAUUGAGUGGGUGUUAGCCGAUUUCGGCCGGAUGGGCCAGGUUCUCAUCAAUCUGGUUUCCAAUGCUAUCAAAUUCACCGCCAAAGCGAGCAGUAAGAGAGAGAUCAGAGUCUCCAUUGGCGCCUCUACGAAGCGGCCGCCGUCUUACCCUCCCAAUGUUGUUUUUUUGAAUCCAGCGAAGAUGCACUUCGCUUAG
Molecule: messenger RNA, 984 nt
Organism: Penicillium canescens
Lineage: Eukaryota; Fungi; Ascomycota; Eurotiomycetes; Eurotiales; Aspergillaceae
Product: PAS domain-containing sensor histidine kinase
Exons: 1
Coding region: 1-984 (327 amino acids)
Biological process (GO): protein autophosphorylation; signal transduction
Molecular function (GO): phosphorelay sensor kinase activity; histidine phosphotransfer kinase activity
Source: RefSeq, a predicted model, not a curated record